Molecule: messenger RNA, 3035 nt
Organism: Populus euphratica (Euphrates poplar)
Lineage: Eukaryota; Viridiplantae; Streptophyta; Magnoliopsida; Malpighiales; Salicaceae
Exons: 6
Coding region: 2099-2863 (254 amino acids)
Source: RefSeq, a predicted model, not a curated record
UAUCCCUUUGGAAAUCUUACCAGCUAAAUGUUUUUUCAAAGGAAAUCAUGCAUUUCACCUUUCUUAUGAUUUGCUAGCGCAUAAUCUGUGGGAAAGCAAGUACUGCGAUCAGUUGCUUUAUGUAUCGAUGCUAUAUUUUCUGUCAGCCCAAUUGUGAUUCAGUUUGAUCCAUUAUGUUGGAAUUAGAACAUUGGAUUGAAUGCUUUAUUGCAGAGGCUUUUACUGUGUAUCAAAUCAGCUCAUGUUCAACUCACAACAUCUACAAUUCAUAAGUGAUAACAAUCCAUUUCUUUGUAUUUAUACCGCAGGAUGCAUAAAAUGUGCAUAAACUUGACUGUUGACUUUUGUCUUGGGACAUUAUGUAAAACUUUUAUGACCGUCAUUCAUACCCCUAACUUGCUUGGCAUUGUAGUAUUUCAUCUAUUCUGUUCUUUAAUUGGGUUUUACAGUACUUUGCUAAGAACAUUGCAUUCUCUUACUUUUCAGGCCAAGUAUAAUAGCCGGGUCUCAUGUUAAAGUAAGUCUCAUAUCCAUGGAAAUAUAGCUUGAUAUCAGUGGUUUCAUGGAGGAUUCUGUGUCAUUUUGCUUGCUGAGAGCAUGCAUUUAAUAUUCUGUCCUUUUUUUUUCAUUGAAUUAUUGUGUUUGUUUUCUUAGUGAACGCCAGUGCAAUUCUUGUAAUUUCGCUGAUACAUCUUUCUGCAUGCACUUCGGUCUUUUACAUUCUUACUUUUCAUUUGUGAUGUGAAUCUUGAGAUGUUAAAUUUAGCCAUGGAUAAUUCGAAGGGAUUCAUCAAAGCUCCUGAUAAGUGGGACAUGAGGUGUGCUGCACUUCUUUGGAUGCUUGUUGCUGGGUAUGUCUCGUGUUGGCUCCUAUGCAUGGCUAUCUAUUAUGUUGUACUUCCAAAGAUUACUGAAGGUGCUGGAUCUACUGCCUCUUCACCAAGGCUGCUCAAGAUCUUGAUUUGAAUGCUCUCAAUAGCUGCUUAAAUGCUUGCAUUACAGAGGCCAUUUCUUGGAAUCUAAGGCCUUAGGUUCAAGUCUUGAGAGCAGCCAAUUCAUUCGGUAUAACUGAAAGGGUUGCACAAUCUCAUUCCAAUUCGCUUCCAUGGAAUCAUGGACAUUUUGGUUUCACUAAUUUAUAUCUCCCCGUGACCAUGCAUGUUUGAUGCAUUGUUUUCAGGUUUUUGAUGAGAUGGUAUGCUUCUUGAAAGUUACUAUUGUUGGUGGUUCAUCUAAACAGACUGGUUGUACAUGUUUGAGAGCCAGACUCAAGUUGUGCCACUAAAGCUGUCUUUCAAUUAUUCAAUUUGCUGCGCAGCAUCGAAUAGAAAGAUCAUUUCCUGCUUGCUGAUCUUAGUAUCUGACAAUAACAGGUGACUGAACCACAUAGUGAAUGAUUAAAACAGUUUCAACGCAGGUGAAAUGUAGUAUCUUGAUAUGUUAAGUUUUUAAACUGUGCAUAUUACAGCCUGUUAAGAACGUCAAGCUCGUGCAUCUCAUUUCUCUUACCAGAGUUCUUGUUCGCCCAACUGAAUUAAUGAACUUUAUGUUUCAAUGACUUGUAAGAUCAAUUCUUUGCCCUCUAUUAAUGAAAUUUAUGCCAUGCAGUCGAAGAAUGCAAUCUACUUCAUUGUCAUUCCUUGUUCUCCUAGUUCACACCCCCCCCUCCCCUCAUCGAAGCCUUCCGGUAUCUGUAAUACCAAAAGUAAACACUAAAUACUGCCACUGCGUAGUGUUUUUCUAUGUUGGAACUUACAAGUUGAAUUUUGCAUGGUUCAAACAGAUUAUCAAUUGCAAAAAGUUUACCAAGUGUUGCGUUAUGGACCUGGGUUCAUUUUCCUGAAUAGGUGAGGACUCCUUUACCUAACCGUCAGUUCGUGUGGGAUUCUAGCGGACACAAUGGUCUCUUAAUUUUGACAUGACCGAGGAGGUCACUUCUAUUCAUGCAGUCGCAGUCCCACACAAGAUAUCCUAGUACAUCAAUUUCAGGCUGUAAAAUUCCACCGCCUGCUUAUAAAGCAAGACCUUCAAGAACCAAUAGCCGAAGAAAAACCAAGAUAAGCUCUUCAUCAAGUUUUCUUGUUCAAACUUCGAAGGAAUGGGUAGCUUAGAAGAGGAAAGGCUGGUACAAAUGGUGCGUGACUUCAUAGAAUCAGAAUCAUCAGCAGCACCCACAUUUACUGCUUCCCCAAACUGCCUUUCUAUCAACCAAGUCAAGUAUCUCACUUUACAGGAGAUGCUUGGGAUAGUAACAGAAGCUGAGGCUGAGGUUUUGGAGACUCUACUGAAGCAUAUGAGAAGCAAAAGUGAUGCUGAGAAAACAACUAGUAAGAAGUUGUGGAUCGUGAAGAGGCUGAAAAUGGAUGGUUUCAAUGCUUCCCUUUGUCAAACUUCGUGGGUCACUUCCUUAGGAUGCCCUGCUGGGGAUUACGAGUACAUUGACAUCACAUUAGAAGAUGAGAAUGGUGGCACAAUGAGGCUCAUAGUGGACCUAGACUUCAGGUCCCAAUUCGAACUGGCAAGACCAACACCAUUCUACAAAGAACUAACAGACACACUCCCAUUAUUUUUUGUGGGCAGUGAAGACAAACUCCACAAAAUAAUCUCUCUGCUUUGCUCAGCUGCGAAACAGUCCCUUAAAGAGAGAGGGCUCCAUUUGCCUCCAUGGAGGACUAGCACUUACAUGCACUCCAAAUGGCUAUCCAGGACUUGCGAAGUCGCUAGCGCCACUAACAUUGGUUACAGCAACAGAGAAAAUAGGGAAGCUAAAAAUGGGUACUGCAAUAUGGGGUCACCUCCAAUGGGUAAGCCCAAGAGAAGGGGUUGGGGUGGCGGGGCUGGCUUGUCUAGUCAGCCUCCCUAGCAUGGGCGUAAAUUGUUGCUGAACAUUUUGCUGCUACCCAGUCCAGUCCUAACUUUGACAGACACAACAACUCAAGCUCUUUGAGCUUUUUGUAAUGUAAUGUUACGAAGUAAAUAUGCAAAAACAAAACACGUUUUGAUUACAUUAAUUUUGCUAAGCAUGUUACUCUCUA